This is a messenger RNA of Carcharodon carcharias (great white shark), 2111 nucleotides long. It is a transcript of the gene elf3, whose product is annotated as E74-like factor 3 (ets domain transcription factor, epithelial-specific). Lineage: Eukaryota; Metazoa; Chordata; Chondrichthyes; Lamniformes; Lamnidae. The record is from RefSeq and is a predicted model, not a curated record. Gene Ontology annotation, cellular component: nucleus. Bases 166 to 1260 code for a protein of 364 amino acids. The transcript is spliced from 9 exons. Gene Ontology annotation, molecular function: sequence-specific DNA binding; DNA-binding transcription factor activity, RNA polymerase II-specific. Gene Ontology annotation, biological process: cell differentiation; regulation of transcription by RNA polymerase II.
GAAGCCGCAAAAAGCCGAGACAGUCCUGGUAAAAGGCAGGUGUGUGUGUGUGGGUGGAUGUGAGAGUUUCCAGUCAGGGUGCAAACAGCUACUGAAAAGCAACCUAAAGUACGGAUUACAAUUCGAGUUUUUGCUGAACCGGAGUUGGUUCGUAGAGGAGUUAUUAUGGCUUCAACCUAUGGGAUUGGCAAUAUUCUGACUGAUGUGAUGCGCUCUAUGUAUCAGACUGAAGAAAAUCAGCCCCUCUCCACGGGAGUCAAGGAACAGCUUCACAUCCCAAUGUUACCAACAGACAUGCUCGAUUCCACCUCUUGGUUUCAACUUGAUCCUCAGUUGUGGAGUAAGCAGCAUGUCCUGGAGUGGAUCAGUUACCAUGUUGAGAAGCACAAGUAUGAUGCAAACAAUAUUGACCUGUCCUUCUGUGACAUGGAUGGGAGCACUCUUCGGGCACUGACAAAGAACCAACUGGUAGCUAUCUUUGGUCCUUUGGGGGAAGAGCUCUACAAAAGUCAUCAGGAUUUAAGUAAAAACAGUUUUGAUCUGAUGCUGCCUGACGACUUCAGUGACAUUUUCUUGCCAAGCAUCCUGCCUGAAGACUGUAGCGAGUACAAGUUCCUGGACACUGUAAUUACCUGGAAUGAUUUGGACAAUGAAGAUGCACCAGAUCAUUGGAAAACCUUGCCUGAUUUCCUACCCAGUGAUCCUGGGUAUGAGUCUGCACCCACCUCUCCAUACAGCAUUGAUGACUCCAAUCCAGGUUCCCAAGCUCCCAAUUCUCCAGACUCCGGUGGAAGUGAAUCCGAUUUUGAUCCCUCAAUAACAAACAGUCAAUAUGCAACACAAAAUGAAGGAUUUCCUAAAAUUUCAAACUGUGAUGCCAACCCUCCCAAACGAGGAAGAGGCAGACCAAGAAAACUUGGCAAAGAAGAGAAGAACUGUGUAGAAACCAAGAAAAGUAAACACUCCCCACGUGGAACACACCUCUGGGAAUUUAUUAGAGAUAUCCUUCUUCAUCCAGAGAUCAACAAUGGCCUUCUGAAAUGGGAAGACCGGUCAGAAGGAAUCUUUAAAUUUCUAAAAUCUGAGGCUGUUGCACAGCUCUGGGGUGAAAAGAAAAAGAACAGCAGCAUGACCUAUGAAAAACUCAGCCGAGCCAUGAGAUAUUAUUACAAGCGUGAAAUUCUGGAACGAGUAGAUGGGCGGAGGCUGGUCUACAAAUUUGGGAAGAACUCCAGCGGUUGGAGAGUUGAAGAUGCAUGAUCAGAAUAUUUUUUUUCUUCCAUUUAAAAAUUCACUAACUCUUCAGAUAUGUUUGCUGGCAAACAAAUUCCAUCAGUGGGAGUGAGCUAACCCAGGCUGCAAUGGAUUUAAGACUUGCUCCAUUUGGGGAUGUGCUCCAUGGGCAUUUAAGUAGUGAAUUUUAUGAAGAGAUGGAUGCAUUUUUAUUUUUUAUUUUUAAUUCUCUACAUUUAUCAGACUCCAGCCUUUCAGGGCCAAAAGUGUGUGUCAUAAAGGUGGCACUGGAAAUAGUAAGCCUAUAUUUGGGCCAAAGUAGGUUAUUAAACCAAUUUUUAAACUGUUAUGGAUACGCUACAAGCUGUUUCACAAAACCCAUGGAGUGCACAACAGGUAUUUCAGACUGUGGGCAAAUGUGAACAGCUCCAAUCUCUGUUCUGUCCAGGUGUUGUUGUUGCUUCAGGAGUACCAAUCUGAGCAUGUGCCAUGGUGUGUACAUAUGGACAAUGUGGCUGUAUUGCAGGACUCCGUUCUGUUGCUUAUUCAUAGAAAUGUGUUGCUUACGCAUGAGAAGUGUGUUUUGCAGUAAAGUUUAUUUUAGAGAUUGAUAACCUAAUGUGUAUAAAUAUAUAUUGACAUUCCUUCAUGGCAAUUUGAAAUGUUGGAAACUUAUUCAGCUGGACUGGUGCAAUUUCCACAGGAAUGUGACUGUACAUAUGAUUUGAAGAGACACGAGGAUAAAUAUUCUCUAAAUAGAUUGCAUAGAUUUUGUAAGAAAUUUUAAGUCCCUAAACAUAAUUAUGGAUCUGUAUGUACUUUAUUUUCCUAUGGAAUACAUUGAUAUUUUGCAAAUAAAAACAGAUUUAAAUUCCAAA